Messenger RNA from Lemur catta (Ring-tailed lemur), 2456 nucleotides. It is a transcript of the gene ZNF408, whose product is annotated as zinc finger protein 408. The coding region runs from base 255 to 2411 and encodes 718 amino acids. NCBI's taxonomy places the organism in Eukaryota, Metazoa, Chordata, Mammalia, Primates, Lemuridae. Gene Ontology annotation, cellular component: nucleus. The record is from RefSeq and is a predicted model, not a curated record. The transcript is spliced from 5 exons.
CAAAAGGAGGCGGCUGGAACAAUGAGUUCCGCUUUCCCAGAUACUCGAAUCCUUGGUGAACCUCCGGAAUCCUAGGUUCGUACUGUUCUCGGAGUUUUGCCUUACAAGUAUUCUCAAACUCCUCGUCCUGUGCACCAGUGAGGUCGGACUCAUAGGAAUCUUUCUUGAGGGGAAAUUUAGAAGUCAAGACCGUUUCCGGGAGCAGCUUAUAAGGGGACGCUCACUUCCGGCGGAGGGAGGCUUUCUGACCCGGAAUGGAGGAGGCGGAGGAGCUGCUGUUGGAGGGGAAGGCAUUGCAGUUCGCCCCCGAGCCACGCCUGGGCCCGGACUUAGGAUGGAGCUCUUCCGAAGAAGGCUGUGCUCAGGGCUUCAAAGACUUCCCGCCCGGGCCGCCCCGAGCCAUCCUCGCUUUAGAGAGCCUCCCCCGGGGCUUGGCCCUUGGCCCCUCGCUUGCCAAGGAACAGCGCCUGGGGGUCUGGUGUGUCGGGGAGGCCCUGAAGCCUGGACUACUCUGGGGGCCACUGGAAGAGGAGUCUGUCUCUGAGGAGAAGGGCGAAGGAGUGAAGCCACCGCAGGAUGAGGACCUGUCGUUAGACCCAUGGGAAGAUGUGUGUGCCUGUGAACAGAGUUCAGGCUGGACCAGUUUGGUGCAGCGAGGCAGGCUGGAGAGUGAGGGAAAUGUGGCCCCAGUGUGGAUCAGCAAGAGGCUCCAUCUGCAGGUGUAUCAGGCUGUGCUGCCAGGCUUUGAGCUGCUGCUAUGGCCCCAGCCUCCCUCUGAGGUCCUGAGCACCACCCAGCCCCAGCUAGAGGAAGAGGCAGCUAUGGCUGUGGUGACAGAAGUGGAGUCUGCUGUACAGCAAGAGGUGGCCUCCCCAGGGGAGGAUGCAGCAGAACCUUGCACAGAUCCUAUUCUCCAGUCACCUCCUAGCAUCCAGGCAGAGAGCUUGGUGAGCCCUGGACUGAAGUCCCAAACUCAGGACCAACUUUCCAAGGAUAGCCAACCUCUUGGCCCAUUGCUUCAGAAUGGCAACAUGGAUGAGGAAUACCCACUCCAGGCACAGAUGCCACCUGAACCUCAGAGCAGCUCAGCUACCCAGCAGAGCCCAGAGAGCAGUGAAGCCAAUCUCUCAUCUUUUGCCAGGGGCACCCAGCUGCAUGCCCACCUGGCCAAGAAGUUACGUAGCCCCAGUGAUCAAUGCCCACCCAGAACAAAGACCUCAGAGCCUGGGGCCCAGCACCCUGGCUUCCCUGUACUCUUGCAGAGUCCUCCUGGCCCAGCAGGAAGCUCCCCAAAGAAGGGGCGACGGUACCGGUGUGGGGAGUGUGGCAAGGCAUUCCUGCAGCUAUGUCACCUAAAGAAGCAUGCGUUUGUGCACACGGGCCACAAGCCCUUUCUUUGCACUGAGUGUGGCAAGAGCUAUAGCUCAGAGGAAAGCUUCAAAGCCCACAUGCUGGGCCACCGUGGGGUGCGGCCCUUCCCCUGCCCACAAUGUGACAAGGCCUAUGGUACCCGACGAGACCUCAGGGAACACCAGGUGGUACAUUCAGGUGCCCGGCCCUUUGCUUGUGACCAGUGUGGCAAGGCCUUUGCUCGCCGGCCCUCCCUGCGGCUGCAUCGCAAGACCCACCAGGUGCCAGCUGCCCCCGUCCCAUGCCCAUGCCCCGUAUGUGGGCGGCCUCUGGCCAACCGGGGCUCCCUGCGCAACCACAUGCGGCUCCACACGGGGGAAAAGCCCUUCCUGUGCCCAUACUGUGGUCGGGCAUUCCGCCAGCGGGGCAACCUACGUGGGCACUUGCGGCUACACACUGGGGAGCGUCCUUACCGCUGCCCGCACUGUGCCGAUGCCUUCCCCCAGCUCCCUGAACUACGGCGCCAUCUCAUCUCCCACACUGGGGAGGCCCACUUGUGCCCCGUGUGUGGGAAGGCCCUCCGAGACCCGCAUACGCUCCGUGCUCACGAGCGCCUGCACUCCGGAGAAAGGCCUUUCCCUUGCCCCCAGUGUGGCCGUGCUUACACACUGGCUACCAAGUUACGGCGCCACCUCAAAUCCCACCUGGCAGAUAAGCCCUACCGCUGCCCCACUUGUGGCAUGGGCUACACCCUCCCCCAGAGCCUCAAGCGACACCAGCUCAGUCACCAGCCUGAGGCACCCUCCACCCCACCCUGUGUUCCUCCUGCUGCUUCUGAACCCACCGUGGUGCUACUGCAGACUGAACCAGAACUGCUGGACACGUGCAGCGAACGGGAAGUCUCCACAGCCAGGGACGUCGUAGAGGUCACCAUUUCAGAGAGCCAGAAGUGCUUUGCUGAGCCUGAGGAGCCAGGUCCCACCCCCAGCCUGGUGCUAAUCCAUAAGGACAUGGGCUUUAGUGCCUGGGCAGAAGUGGUGGAGGUGGAGACAGGCACCUGACACCUUCGCCUUCUAACAGAUCUCUAUAAAGACUUGUGUUUCCUG